Messenger RNA from Penicillium verrucosum, 1839 nucleotides. Its product is annotated as DEAD/DEAH box helicase. The transcript has 6 exons. The record is from RefSeq and is a predicted model, not a curated record. The coding region runs from base 1 to 1839 and encodes 612 amino acids. Gene Ontology annotation, molecular function: ATP-dependent chromatin remodeler activity; ATP binding. NCBI's taxonomy places the organism in Eukaryota, Fungi, Ascomycota, Eurotiomycetes, Eurotiales, Aspergillaceae.
AUGAAGCCUGGAGGCCUAUGGAGACACGAUAGUUCUACCUCGGAUCGCUCUUGGUGGGUUGUUCCCAAUCGCUCAUUCAAAGCUAGCUACCGCCAUAAAAUUACAGGCGCAAAGAGCCACGUUGCUACUGACAUGUUGGGCGGUAUUCUCGCUGAUGAUAUGGGGUUAGGCAAGACUUUAACGAUGGUCGCUGCUAUUGUGUCCAGUGUUUCAGACGCUGAAAGCUACGCGAAUGAUAUGUCACAGAACACCGAAAUGACGCAAGCGGCCGGCAAGAUUCCAGCGAAGUCAACACUUGUCAUUGUACCCUCUUCUUUGAUUCUGGACGGCUGGGUUGAAGAGCUUGAGAAGCAUGUUGUCUCCGGCAGCUUGACGUAUUAUAAGUACCAUGGACCAAGUAGAAGCCUGAACACAUCAUCAUCCCCGCCCUAUCAUAUAGUGAUCACAACAUACGGCACUAUAAUGACGGAUUUCAAUCGUGGAGGCGGUGCUCUCAAUCAUUUCCGCUGGUAUCGUCUAGUGUUAGACGAAGCUCACGUUAUCCGGAACUCGUCCACGAAGACGUUCAAGGCCGUAAUGAAUAUUUCAGCCGUAAUACGCUGGUGUAUGAGUGGAACACCGGUUCAAAAUUCAUUGGAUGACCUUGAAUCACUGGUGAAAUUUCUCCGCAUCCCGGUUCUUGAUGAUUCGUCAAUAUUUCGCAGAUUUAUUACUGGAACAAGCCUCGCAGGGAUCACCGCCCCCAAACCAAAUUAUGACAAUCUUCGCGUACUUCUGGGGUCGAUAUGCCUGAGAAGAAAUACGUCCAUAUUGCCCGAGUUGGGAGUUUCUUUCCAGGUACACCGCCCCGCCUUGUCAGAGUCCGAAAGGCAAGCCUAUAAAGCUUUGGAAACUGCUUGCAAGGAACGCAUCAAAGCAGCUGUUAAUUUCCAAAGAGGGAAAGGAGAGCCUAGAAUCAUCUUAACCGCCAUUCUCCUUCUGCGAAUAUUUUGUAACACUGGCAUUAACUCAAUGUUAACACUCGAAAAUUUCGUCGAACAGUCCCAGACAGAUGAAAUCUCCAGCUUAAAGCUGCAAAGUGGCGACACGGUCUGCAUGGAGUGUAACACAGACAUGCCUUUAUUGGCCACAAACUGCACGGCGAACAAAAGGCACCUCCUAGAUAGUCUAAUAUGUCACGAGUGCAUGUCUCGAACUUCGAUACCAGCAGGUCACAGAAGCUCUUCAUGCGACCUCCUUGACUCUGGUUGCGAAGCCGCCAACGCCGCCCAAGGCCAAGAGCAGAGCGUUUCUACUGACAGCUCCGUGGAAACACCCCAUACCUGUCAAGCUCCAUACCCGUCGAAACUUAUGGCGUUGCUUGCUGAUAUUAAAGAGCAUUAUAGCGAAGAGAAGAGGUUCGAUAAUUUACCAACGAAAGGACUUGCACCGCUAAUGCCUUUCAGCAUCGUUUUUUCCUACUGGAGACGCAGUCUAGACCUCGUGGGCCGUCUUUUUAAUGAGGAAGCCAUCGCUUAUUGUCGGGUAGACGGAGCUGUCCAUUCACCACAGCGCAAGAAGGUGCUUCAGCAAUUUCAUGAAGACCCGUUAACACGCGUCCUCUUGAUAACCCAAGGUACGGGUUCGGUGGGUUUGAACAAGCUCUCAGUGGCAAGUCGGAUCCACAUUCUCGAACCACAGUGGAACCCGUCAAGUGAAAGUCAAGCUAUUGGUCGUGUGCUACGUCUUGGCCAGGACAAAAGAGUUUUUGUUGUCCGAUACAUAGUGCAAGGGACAAUUGAAGAGGCAAGUUCAGGCCGUAACCCGACGCCAAGUGGAUUUAGAAAGCUGACGCAGUAA